Messenger RNA from Pygocentrus nattereri (red-bellied piranha), 2504 nucleotides. It is a transcript of the gene bmper, whose product is annotated as BMP binding endothelial regulator. Bases 423 to 2432 code for a protein of 669 amino acids. Lineage: Eukaryota; Metazoa; Chordata; Actinopteri; Characiformes; Serrasalmidae. The record is from RefSeq and is a predicted model, not a curated record. Gene Ontology annotation, molecular function: protein binding. The transcript has 14 exons.
AAGGGAGAAAGGGAGAGAGAGAGGGAGGGAGAGGGAGCGCAGAGGAGAGAGGAGCUCUAGAAGCAGCACCAGCAGUGAGUAGUAAGUAGUAGCAGGAGGUCGCGCGCUGCAGACGAAGCUGCGCUCGGGGAGCACGCGAGGCUGGACGUGAACGGGACGAGCCGCUGGUGUUUUAAGGGCGCGCGGCCGUGGAUGUCCGCGGAUAUUUCGCUGGCGGAACCGGAGAGACCCGCGAGCGCUGAGCGAUGGAUGAGCGCGCGCUGAAGGGGAGCUCCGUUUACCGAGACUGAGCGCUCCGGCCGCUCGAGCCUGCCUGGAUUUUAAUCCCAGCCGUUUAUUCUGGAGAAAAAAAGGUUUUCUUCCUUUCUUUCUUUUUCACACUGAACUUUCUUUUAGUUUCCUCGUUUUAUCAGUGCGGACUGAUGGCCGUGUGUCCGCCCCCCAAAGCCCCCCGCUGGGUUUUGUUCGUGUUGUUAGUGCUGCACGCGCCGCGGAGGAUCUCACCUCUGAUUACAGGUACUGAGGCGAGCUGUGAUAAUGAAGGAGAGGUGCUGCACAUCCCCAACAUCACAGACAACCCCUGCAUCUCCUGCGUGUGUCUGGACGGAAAAGCAGACUGCAAGCAGGAGAAGUGCCCCCUAGUGGCAGAAGACUGCGCUCUGGUGGUUAAACAGACAGGAGCCUGCUGUGAAAGAUGCAAAGGUUGUCAGCUGGAAGGGAAGGCCUAUAAUAGCUCAUAUUCCUGGACUACUCCCACCAAGCCAUGUAUCACACGUCGUUGUCAGGAAGGUGUAAUCACUGAGGCAGAAAUGCAGUGUGUGGUUCCCUGCAAAAAUCCUAAGAUCCACCCCAAGAAGUGCUGCCCGUCGUGUCCAGGCUGUAUAUUUGAAGGACGUCUGUAUAAGGAGAGAGAGGAGUUCCACCCUGAAGGGAAACCCUGCAUCAAAUGCAUGUGCACUGGAGGUCGGACGAUGUGUCAUAGGGAAGUGUGUGCUGUUCUUUCUUGCCCAUCUCACCUGAGCCAUACACCUCCAGGCCAGUGCUGCCCCAGGUGUCAAGGUCAGAGAAAGGUGUUUGACCUCUCUCUGGGCAGCUGCUUGUUCCACAGUGAGGUCUAUGAGAAUGGCACAUCCUUCAGCUUUGAUAACUGCACAGCAUGCACCUGCCUGAACUCCACAGUGGUGUGCAGAAAGCGCUGUUCUCCAUCUGGAAGCUGCCAAGGUGCCACCUGCUGCCCAGAGUGUCUCUCCUACCUGAAGACGGAGGACGUGAAGUACUGCAGAGUCAAGAACAAAAUCUAUAGGGAUGGAGACAGGUGGUCAUCUGUGAACUGCACACUGUGUACCUGUGUGAAGGGGAACAUUGAGUGUCAAACCAAGCAGUGUGUGCCGGUAACCAGCUGCCCCCCGAAUAAGAUACUGAACCGGACUGGCUGCUGUCCUGUUUGCACUGAAAAACCAGGCGUGUGUACAGUUUUCGGCGACCCCCACUACAACACAUUUGACGGGCGCACAUUCAACUUCCAGGGCACGUGUGAAUAUGUGCUGACAAAGGACUGCUCAGCAGCAGACAGCUUCACAGUGCUGGUGAAAAAUGAUGCAAGGCGCACCCGCUCCUUCUCCUGGACCAAGUCGGUGGAGCUGCACAUGGCGGGCCUCACAAUCAGCCUGCACCAACACCUGACUGUCCGGCAAAACGGCACACGCAUCGCCCUGCCCUUCCACAGCACCGGCGUCCACAUUGACUUGGAUGGAUACCUUCUCAAGCUCACCACUAUAGCAGGCCUGGAGAUCACAUGGGAUGGCGACAGUCUGGUGGAGGUGGUGGCCGCGCCUCACCUGAAGGGACGGCUCUGUGGCCUCUGCGGGAACUACAAUGGCCACAAGCGGGACGACACCAUGGGCGGCGAUGGCCAGUUCAAGUUUGACGUGGACGAAUUUGCUGAUUCCUGGCGCGUGGACGGUAAUGAGGUGUGUGAACAGCCUCCCCGCAGGCCUGUGUCCUACCUUUGCCCCGCAUCCGUCAAAGUGAAGCUCCGAGCCCACCGUGCUUGCCACAAACUCAAAUCCUGGGAGUUCCAAAAGUGCCAUGCUGUGGUGGACUUCACGUCCUUCUAUAGGUCAUGUGUAACGGACAUGUGUGAGUGCCCAGUACAUAAAAACUGCUACUGUGAGUCCUUCAUUGCCUACAGUCGUGCCUGUGAGAGGGAGGGAUCACCUGUGCUUUGGAAGCCAGAACAGUCCUGCAUGACCACCCAGUGUAAACAUGGUGCUGUCUAUGACACAUGUGGUCCUGGCUGCACCAAAACCUGUGACAACUGGAAUGAGAUUGGCCCAUGCCUCAAACCCUGCGUGGCUGGCUGCCACUGUCCAGCUAACCUGGUCCUUCUCCAGGGUCGCUGCAUCAAGCCCACAUCGUGCCCUGGCCGGUGACCCCUGUGGCCCUGCUGAGGGUACUGCAGGCCAAAGACUAAUGCUAGAAUGGCUGAGUGCUCAUACCUGAGA